This is a messenger RNA of Juglans microcarpa x Juglans regia, 1388 nucleotides long. Its product is annotated as wall-associated receptor kinase 2-like. Bases 108 to 1388 code for a protein of 426 amino acids. The transcript has 3 exons. The record is from RefSeq and is a predicted model, not a curated record. Gene Ontology annotation, molecular function: polysaccharide binding; calcium ion binding. NCBI's taxonomy places the organism in Eukaryota, Viridiplantae, Streptophyta, Magnoliopsida, Fagales, Juglandaceae.
UAAGCAAAGACUUGUUAAUUUCUAGGAGGAGGCUCCAAUUAAGCACUUGCGAACGCAAUAGAAUCACAUUUAUCUUUCUGAAAAAAAACUAUAUAUAAGUUCUGGCCAUGGGAGUACUCUCGAAGCUUUUGCAGUUAAUCUCAUUCAAUGGAGUGAUACUACUGUUAAUUGCGAUGGUGGCAGCAGCGGCAGCUCAAGCCAAGCCUGUCUGCGACAACAUGUGUGGGGGUGUAGAAAUUCCAUAUCCAUUUGGCUUGAGUACUAGUGAAGAAUGCUACUUGGGCAAGAACUUCAAUAUCAGUUGUAAUAGCUCUGAUCAUACUCCAAUUAUAGGCAAUGUCCGUGUCACAAACAUAUCCAUUAAGGCGCAUGAAAUGCAUGUCAUGGCAAGAGUAGCCCAAGCCUGUUACCAUGCGAAUGGUUCCCUCGAAUCCAAUUUUCCAACCUGGUUCAGCGCAGGAAUAUUCACCAUUUCUACAACAAAAAAUCAGUUCGUUGUUCUUGGCUGUGACACUACGGGCAUUAUUAGUGGAUUAAGAAACGGAACACACUACUCGACAGGGUGCAUAUCUCGAUGUAAUAACCGUAGCGAUGCGAUCAACAGAUCUUGCUCUGGCGUUGGCUGUUGCAACAUAGGGUUUCCAGAUGGCUUAGAAUAUUAUGAAGUGGAUCUUUCAAGCUUUGAAAAUAACACAAACGUAAGGAACUUCAAUCCUUGCAGCUAUGCUUUUGUUGUCCAAAAAGAAAAAUUCAUCUUCUCCACGGAUUACCUUCAGAAACGGCCACGCGAAAGGCGUCCAAUAGUGCUUCAUUGGGCAAUUGGGAAUGAAACCUGCGACGAAGCUCGGAGAAAACCGGAUUUCACAUGUCGGGAUCAGAAUAGUGAAUGCCAUGAUCCAAAAACCAGGCGGGGGUACCAAUGCAAAUGCAAGCAGGGUUACCAAGGGAACCCAUACCUCCCUGACGGUUGCAAAGACAUUGACGAAUGUAAGGAUCAAACUCAUAAAUGCAGCAGAGUGGAAGGCUGUGUCAACACAGAAGGCAACUAUACAUGUCGUUGCCCCAAGUGGUACCGUGGGGACGGAACAAAAGAUGCCGAAGGCUGUGCUGCGGAUUUCGUACUAAUUAUUCAGAUUGCCAUUGGUGUUGGAGUAGGCUUUAUUUGUAUGCUUGUGUUUACCUCUUGGUUGUACUUCAUAUACAAGAAAAGAAAGAUAAUGAAGCUUAGAGAAAAGUUCUUUCAACAAAAUGGAGGCUUGAUUUUAAAACAGCGGCUCGGUAGACAAUUAGAAGGAUCCACAGAAACAAUCAAAAUUUUUACCAUUGAACAGCUACAGAAGGCUACCAAAAACUAUGUUAUAUGCACUCUACAGCCUCAAUACCUAUAA